GAGCCCUCAAAUGCCCGUGUCCCGCCUGCGCUCCGGAGAACCCCUGCCCUGCCUCGGGGACUCGGGAGGUGGGUGUGGGCUCCGAGACUCGGACGGCACCUUGGCGUGGCGAGAGCAGGUGGAGAUGCGCACGGAGGUUGCAUGUUCACCUCCGGGUCUCGGGCGCCACGGCUGCCCGUACCUGUUCCAGCAAGCGUCAGCCAGGAACUGCCGCGCUACUGAUUUUCCCUUCGCUCUUGGGUCCCAACCCCCGGGCUCUCCGGGCUAGGGAGGCGGUGGGGUGGGGUCGAGGCCGUCCCGAGCCACCCGCGGCGGCUUCACACCUGUAUCGGAUUUGCUUUCUCGCCUUUAAUCCUCUCCAAUCCCGAAAGCACCCCAGCAGAGCGCCCCCGCAGCCCGCCUCGAGCCCGGCUCAUACGCAGACGCUGACUGGGGAAGCGAGGGGUCGCCGGUGUGUGAGGCAGGAUUUGAUUUGUAUCCACUGUCACCAGCACUGCUCACUUAGGACUUUCUGGAUCCGGACCCAGGCAGCGCACACUGGACUCUUGAGGAAGAAGGAGACUCUAAUUUUGGAUUCCUUGGUGGAGGAAAAUAAAACACUCUGGUCUUGCCGCCAACGAUGCAAGUGUGACUGCUGGCGUCUUCAUGAGCUCCAGAGGUCACAGCACGCUACCAAGGACUCUCAUGGCCCCUCGGAUGAUUUCCGAGGGAGACAUAGGAGGCAUUGCUCAAAUCACCUCCUCUCUAUUCCUGGGCAGAGGCAGUGUGGCCUCCAAUCGGCACCUCCUCCAGGCUCGUGGCAUCACCUGCAUUGUUAAUGCUACCAUUGAGAUCCCUAAUUUCAACUGGCCCCAAUUUGAGUAUGUUAAAGUGCCUCUGGCUGACAUGCCGCAUGCCCCCAUUGGACUGUACUUUGACACCGUGGCUGACAAGAUCCACAGUGUGAGCAGGAAGCACGGGGCCACCUUGGUGCACUGUGCUGCAGGGGUGAGCCGCUCAGCCACGCUGUGUAUCGCGUACCUGAUGAAAUUCCACAACGUGUGCCUGCUGGAGGCGUACAACUGGGUGAAAGCCCGGCGACCUGUCAUCAGGCCCAACGUAGGCUUCUGGAGGCAACUGAUAGACUACGAGCGCCAGCUCUUUGGGAAGUCGACAGUUAAAAUGGUACAGACACCUUAUGGCAUAGUUCCCGACGUCUAUGAGAAGGAGUCCCGACACCUGAUGCCUUACUGGGGGAUUUAGUGCCACUGAAGCCUGCGUCAGCAGCCCGAGCGGGGCCGGCAUCUGCUCCCCGCCGUCUGCUCCCUCUCCACUCUCUUCUCAAAUGGCUGACUUCUGGUUCUCCCUCAAGUGUUUUUUACACUGGGUGUUCAAAUUUAUUUUAAGAGAUAGGGAGGGAGGGGACAUAAAGGGAAUGCAUACAUUGCUAGUCACAUUUUUAAAAUUAACAUUUUGGAAUAGUGUUUAUGGAAAUCUUUAGCUUUUAAUCAUUUUUACCAAUUUGAACAGUUUAAUAAACUGGUUCUGCUCUCUUCUGAAUCUCAUGCCUUUGGCACCUUGGUAGGUGCAGGAGGAGCUCAGUGCAAAAAUCACUUUGGGGCCUCAUUAACCCUUUAGAGACAAGCUUUGCCCCAGGCUGCGGACCAGACAGAUGCUUAGGGAAGGUUGAUAACCAGCUUCAGUCUCUACUGGAUUAGCCCUACUCUUUCCUUUCCCCUCCAUUAUUUAGUGACUCUGUAAGUAAGUUAAAUACACCCUUAUUAUUUAGCUGUUAAGUAACUAUAAUGAAAUCUGCUGCAAAAUCUCUCUUGGAAUCCAUGUGCCCAGGAUUAUAUUAGCAUUAUUUUUAAUAAAUCUAUAUGCUUAACAUA
This is a messenger RNA of Homo sapiens (human), 1871 nucleotides long. RefSeq names its product dual specificity phosphatase 14 (gene DUSP14). Gene Ontology annotation, molecular function: protein tyrosine phosphatase activity; MAP kinase tyrosine/serine/threonine phosphatase activity; protein serine/threonine phosphatase activity. Bases 646 to 1242 code for a protein of 198 amino acids. The transcript has 3 exons. Lineage: Eukaryota; Metazoa; Chordata; Mammalia; Primates; Hominidae. The record is from RefSeq and is a predicted model, not a curated record.